AUGGCGGUGCGUCACAUCGAGGCGCGCGCCCGUACGCCGCCGAAUGACGAUGAAUCUCUCCCCUUAGAUGGAGUUUACCACCCACUUAGGGCUGCACUCUCAAGCAACCCGACUCUGAGGAGAGUCCCUCUCGCCGUCUCGCUCCGUCGCUACGGGCCUGGCACCCUCUACGGGAAAACGGCCCCGUUCAAGACGAACUUGGACAGGAGUGGCGACGACGAGAAAGCGGGACCUCCCGAACACCACAUCUCCCGCGAUCGUUACAACCGCGGGAUUCAGUGCUGGGCUGAUUCCUGUUCGCUCGCCGCUACUAAGGAAAUCCUGACGCGAUAUCCGUCAGCGCGAAGGCGCCGAUCUCGCCGGUCGGUCGGAACCGCCGUGCGACGCCGGCGUCGACGCGCACUUCGGACGUCGAGUCCGCCUACUUUAAUCACGAUCGAACCGCCGCUAGGCGAGAGAGCUAGCGUAGCGGGGGGUGCGCGGCGUCGCGCGACCUGUCCCGUGGACCCUCUCAAGAAUCUCGAAGGGUACAGGAAGGUCGGCACGCCGCCACUCCCCCCACCGCACACGUCUCUCUGGACGUUCGAUCGUAUCGUGUGUAGAGACACGACGACGGCACUCGCUGACGCGACGCACUACGCGCUAUGCGUCGUGCGCGCGCACGCAAUUCUCUCUCGCAAUAUCGACAAACACACCGAACGAACGGGCGCGACGACUGACCACUGUACGCCGCACGAUACAAGACUGACUGACGCCGCGCUAAACGGCGCCGCAUUCGCUCGCCAGAGCGCAGUUUUCAUCGACAUAAUGGACGGGAGGACGGCGGCGGACUCUAUAGUGACGAUAUUGAGUGAGCGACUCGCGGUGCGGAUUUUUACCGGUCUGCGUCGCGCUUCUCGCAAUCUACAAUUCACUACGUACACCGUCGGUUCUACCCCCCGCACACAUAGUGUCAGGAAUUCCUCGUUUAUGGGGGAUAAUUGCAAACCCCAAUCCCCAGCACGAAGGAGUUUCAACGGGUUGCCCGGGCCUCUAGGCCAGGGAGAACAUGCUGAUUCCUUCAGUGUAGCGCGCGUGCGGCCCAGGACAUCUAAGGGCAUCACAGACCUGUUAUUGCUCAAUCUCGUGCGGCUCGAAGACGCCGGUCCCUCUAAGAAGAAUUUUAAUACGUCGCCAACACAGACCGUAAAGACGGACACGUCCUCGGACGAAUCACCUGGCGUAGGGCUGAGUCUCAACAGAUCGCAGCACGACGCUGCUCUACCGAGCACAACACCCCGCCAGGAACGUAAGUCGUCUACAGACUAUUCCGAGCCCCGACAUCGAACUGAGUCAAAUUCGGAACUUCGGCGCCGUGAUGCACGUGUUAAGACCGCUCGCAUCGAUCGCCGCGUUCCAAAUGGGCUUCGACGUCGCACCUUACGAGUAAAGCGCAAC
Brenthis ino (lesser marbled fritillary) is the source of this 1437-nucleotide messenger RNA. Lineage: Eukaryota; Metazoa; Arthropoda; Insecta; Lepidoptera; Nymphalidae. The record is from the annotation of a GenBank genome assembly.